Molecule: messenger RNA, 2373 nt
Organism: Klebsormidium nitens
Lineage: Eukaryota; Viridiplantae; Streptophyta; Klebsormidiophyceae; Klebsormidiales; Klebsormidiaceae
Source: the annotation of a GenBank genome assembly
AUGCUUUUUCUUACUUCACAAUUCCUCGUGGCGCCCAACGUAAGGAGACAAUCAUUGGUCGGUGGCUGCCAGCUGGCACUGAAUGAGUUUUCUCCAGCUGGCCCGUGGGACCAGUACUCAUUGGGUCGCCAAUCCGGAUCCGAAAAGAGGAAUGCGGGGAAGAUUGCAAAGAGUUCCAGGAGGAUUUUGACAGGGAAGGCUGCCAAGAAGGAUGCUGGGGCUGUUUUGGAGGAUGUGAAGGAAGAAGCCAAAGGUGCCGCUCAAUCUGCAAAGGAGGAGCUGAGCAAAGCCACCAACGGAACAGUUCAGAACGGUGCGCCGCAAGAUGAGGAUGACAGUCCCGACUGGCGCCGCGUUUUGCCACAUGUCAUCACGGCGGCGUUUGCAAACUUUUGCUUUGGUUACCACAUUGGGGCAUUGAACGGACCUUUGGAGCAAAUUGCCGCAGACUUGGGCUUCGCGGGCGACACCAUCACGCAAGGUGUGGUCGUCAGCACUUUCCUCAUCGGCGCAUUCAUUGGGAGCGUCGUCGGAGGCCCUCUCUCCGACAGCCUCGGUCGGCGGCGCACGUUCCAGCUCGAUGCGAUUCCCCUCAUUUUGGGACCGGCUUUGAUGGCCCUUUCAAACGACGUGCCGUCCAUUGUGCUGGGCAGGCUGCUCGUGGGUAUUGGUGUUGGUGUGAAUACGUCCCUAGUGCCACUGUACAUCUCAGAGAUUGCGCCGACCAAGUACCGCGGCACGCUGGGCAGUCUCUGCCAGAUCGGCACAUGCAUUGGGAUCAUCACAGUGCUGCUCGUGGGUCUGCCCGCCAAGGAAGUGGACGGCUGGUGGCGCACGAUGUUCUGGCUGGGGACCAUUCCAGGGUUCAUCAUCAUGGGGGGAAUGCAGUUUGCGGCGGAGAGCCCGCGCUGGCUCGGCAAGGUUGGAAAGUGGGACGAAGCCCGGAAGACUUUAACCACUUUGUGGGGCGAGCGUUUCGUCGACGGCGCCAUUGCUGAUUUGGAGGCGGUUGCAGAGGCGGAGAAGCUGGAGAAGGACGAGGCCUCGUGGGCGGACAUGUGGUCGCCGCGCUACAGGAAAGUCGUGGGAAUUGGCUCCGUCUUGUUCAUCUUGCAACAAUUCGCGGGCAUCAACGGCGUGCUCUACUUUUCCUCGACCACGUUUAAGGAGGCGGGGAUUGGCUCCGACAUGCUCGCGAGCGCGGCCGUCGCCGCCGCCAACCUCAUAGGCGCUCUCGUUGCUCUGUACGUUAUGGACAGAGCGGGCCGUCGGAACCUUUUGAUGGGCAGUUACGGGGGCAUGGCCGGCUCCAUGCUUUUGCUCACUGCAGCCCUAGCGGUUCCGCAGCUGCACGACUCCGGCAUCGGAUCCGCUCUUUCCGUCGCCGGAACGCUGGCCUACGUGUUCACUUUCGCGCUGGGCGCUGGGCCUGUUACGGCGAUUCUGCUGCCCGAGAUUUUUAACACCAGGAUACGCGCCAAGGGGAUGGCGGUUAGCCUGUGCGUGCACUGGGUUUGCAACUACUCCAUCGGCCUGUUUUUCCUAGAGGCCGUGGAGAAGGUCGGAGUCGCUUCAAUCUACGCUUUUUUUGCCGCGGUCUCCCUUGCGUCUGUCGCAUAUGCGAGCUCCCAGAUCCCCGAAACAAAGGGGCGGUCACUCGAGGAAAUCGAGAGGGAGCUCUAUGGACCGGCGCCGGAAUAGGGACAGACUUUAGACUUCAAUUCGUUUGGAGCAGCUUUCAAAUGCCCUUCGGACAUGUUGCUUGUCCGCACUUUUCCGUUUGGCCGGGCCAGGGGCUUUGUUCCGGUUGCGAAACGGAAGCCGGAAGUGGCGGGCGGAACGUGGCAGUGGUCGGCAGCGCGCUCGCGAUCUGGACGGGGUUGGCUAUUGCUAGCAAAGCUUUGUUGUUGUGAGUCGCUUGAAAGGAGAUACCAAUCUGCAGUGUACAAAACUGGUAAAGGGUUGAUAGACACGCACGCGUAGGAAUAAAUGGCGCACCCAAUAAGCUAGGUUUCUCCGAUUGAACGGUUAGAAAGAUUUUGGGCGGAACCCGGAGGCCCCGCCUCAUGUGCAGCUUGGCAUCGACCGGGCUUGAUUGUUGUUCGUCACACGCGGCACGGGCGUAUGUCUCUGCGAGCACCUUUUUAAAAUACACAAGAUGAGAUUGAACAGGCGUGUGCUACGCAUUUGCCAAUUAAACAGUUGGUUGACGCCCUGCGCAGCACCACUUCGGCGCCCGGCCGGCGGUCAGCUGGCAUGUCGUGCGCGGCAUGCUGUGGUUGAUUGGAGAAUUAGUUGAUCCUAAAUCAAGCAAGGCAGCCGGAGUCGGACACACACUGAGUAAAGUACCUGGCUUCUGAUAUUCUGCGGAGU